Leguminivora glycinivorella is the source of this 820-nucleotide messenger RNA. It is a transcript of the gene BmDJ-1beta, whose product is annotated as protein dj-1beta-like. Gene Ontology annotation, molecular function: protein deglycase activity. The transcript has 6 exons. The record is from RefSeq and is a predicted model, not a curated record. Gene Ontology annotation, biological process: guanine deglycation, glyoxal removal; protein deglycation, glyoxal removal. Lineage: Eukaryota; Metazoa; Arthropoda; Insecta; Lepidoptera; Tortricidae. The coding region runs from base 47 to 739 and encodes 230 amino acids. Gene Ontology annotation, cellular component: cytosol; nucleus.
ACCGGCAUUGUUUUGACCUUUAAAAAGUUACAGCUGUCAAAUUUUAAUGUAUUUAGCCCGGAAAGUUCUUUUGCAAACUGCACCUGUUCUAACAAAGAUUUUGGAAAAUAAGCCGGCAACUGUUGUUUCAGGAGGAUUUAGCAUAUUCAAGAAAAGGUUUUCCUGCAAAAUGUCGAAGACAGCUCUAGUGAUCCUGGCCCAGGGUGCCGAGGAGAUGGAGACGGUGAUCACAGUUGACAUGCUCAGGAGGGGAGGUGUGACGGUCACAUUAGCGGGUCUCGAUGGAAGCGCUCCAGUGCUGUGCUCUCGCCAAGUCACUCUGGUCCCCGAUAAGGCCCUAGCUGAUGCGUUGGCUGAUACUCCUCAAUAUGAUGUGGUAAUCCUUCCCGGUGGUCUUGAAGGUUCAGACCGUCUGUCCAAGUCGUCUGUUGUCGGUACCCUGCUGAAGGAUCAUGAGAAAGCUGGUAAAAUCGUCGCUGCUAUCUGUGCUGCUCCCACCGCGUUUGUAGCGCACGGCAUCGGUCACGGCAAGCGUGUCACUUCUUACCCCACCACGAAAGACAAGAUCACUGGAGACUACACCUACGUGGAGGGAGAGAGGGUGGUUGUCGAUGGCAACGUUGUUACCAGCAGGGGACCGGGCACAGCAUACUGGUUCGGGCUGUCUCUCAUCGAGCUACUGACCGGUAAAGACAAAGCGGACCAGGUGGAAAAGGGCAUGAUCAUCAGCUCCUACUAAACAGAAGUGUGGCUUUCCAUCGACUAAGGGUCCUAGUACAACAAGGACUAUGGUGUCAGGUAGCCACAAUAUAAAUUUUGA